GGUCGCAUCCCUGAAUUUGGCCCGUCGUAUGUUCCGCGCAGCUUUAUGUAGUGUCGGAGAAAAAAAUCGUUGAAAGUUGAUGACGAAAGGGGGCAAAACGAUUCGGCAAAACCGGAUAAGCGUUUAAGCUGUGCCGAGAGUGUAGCCCAGCGCGAAAGUGGGUGGAACGCGUGGGGCUUACGUUCUCUUGGCCUCUCGCUACGGUACGUGAUAGAAAUUUCGGCAUUUGACAAGUGACACAUCGAAUCGUAUCUAACGUCGUAUCUAACGCGGCGAUACAAUUAGACUUUAGUUUCGAAUUCAUUGCCAAGCCUGUUACCGGCGUGUAUGCCAUUGUAGUGUGCGGUGUUGGAACAAUUUUUUUUUCGUCGGUGUAUAAGAAAAAAAUGAGUUGUCAACGUAACGCUGGCAAGAUUACAGUGCCAGACGAGCUUCGGGACAUUCUGUUGGAGUUCACGAUUAGCUAUCUGUUGGAGCAACCAGUGGAUAUUAUCGACUAUGCCGUAGGUUUUUUCACGCAACUUCGGGAAAGCCGUCAAACUCAGAUAAUUCCGGCCCCUGCGCAGACCUGCUCUUCUACGCCGGACGAGUCCGUCGAUGAAGAACCGCCGAUCGGAAGGUUCGCGACCAGAAGGAAGAGUGUGUUCGCCGAAGCUUACAAUCCUGAAGAAGACGAAGAAGACGAUGGAGUCAAGAUGGUGCAUCCGAAGAGCGACGAGCAACGACAGAGGCUCAGCGAGAGUGUCAAGAAUAUUCUUCUGUUUCGGGCCCUAGACGAGGAACAAAUGGCGGACGUGCUGGACGCGAUGUUCGAGAAGAGCGUACAGCCGGGAGAAUACAUUAUCCGGCAAGGUGAUGACGGUGACAAUUUCUACGUCAUCGAAAGAGGAAAGUUCGAGGUGUACGUUAAGGAUCAAUCGGGCGCUAAAUCCAUGAUACACACGUACGAUGAUCGUGGUGCUUUUGGUGAACUGGCACUUCUCUACAAUAUGCCAAGAGCAGCUAGUAUCAAGGCCAUCACGUCCGGUACAUUAUGGGCUAUGGACAGACACACCUUCCGGCGUAUUCUUCUCAAGUCAGCCUACAAGAAGCGUAAGAUGUACGAGGAUCUUAUCAACAAGGUCCCGAUGCUCAAAUCCCUCGAGCCGUACGAACGCAUGAAUCUGGCGGAUGCUCUGCUACCGAAACAGUACUCAGACGGUGAACAAAUAAUUAAACAGGGUGACACGGCCGAUGGGAUGUACUUCGUCGAAGACGGCGUCGUCAGGAUCACCAUACUCGGUGAUUUCGGUCGCGAGAUCGAGAUUAACAGAGUUCCCGCUGGCGGUUAUUUGGGCGAAUUAGCGCUCGUGACACACAAACCUCGCGCUGCUUCGGCCUACGCUGUGGGCGACGUAAAGCUGGCCUUUUUGGACGUUGAAGCUUUCGAACGCCUACUUGGGCCUUGCAUGGAGCUUAUGAAGCGUAAUUUCGACGAUUACGAGGAUCAGCUAGUCAAAAUCUUUGGCAGCAAGGCUAACAUUACCGAUAUCCGAUGAACUGUUCGCCGACAGUGAUACGUUGCACUGCUGUACUAAAGGUAGACAACAAUCUUUCGUACAGUAAUGUAAAAUGAGCACAAACUUGUACCACCCACUUUAUGAAUCUCAUCCGCAUGUUUUCAAGCAUCAUCUCGAGUCGACUUUCGUAAUGACUGUUCACUUAGACGUGUACCAGUAAGAAUCGUCGUUAAUAGUUACCAAGUUUGUACCUAUAACACACACACAUACACACACACAUACAUAAAUACACAAAGAAAACACAAACACACGAAAAAAAAAGCUCGAAAAAGAAACAAAACUGUAGGCAUCUCGAUUGUUCGUGUCUGCAUCACAGUACUGAAGUGAACUCUCUUAAGACUGCAUCGGAUCAAGAAGUAUUAGCCUAUCUUGUCGUGUGCUCGAAACGUUAACAAGAUAGAAGUCUGAGUAUUAAGUAAGAUUUUCAUUGAAUCAUAGAAAAUGAAAGAUAUAAAAAAUGAAAAACAGAGAAUGGAAAUACUCGAAGUGAUGGCAACGUAUCACCAGACUCCUCGCACACAGUUCUCAGACGAUGUACCUUUCAACGCCAUUCUUUAUUCUUAUACUUGACACCUCUUGGGAGCUGUUGUUUCAAUCUUAAGGAUCGGAUUGAUUAUAAUUAUUUCGAUAAUCGCUUCGACGAUCGUUCACGAUCCCAUCGAAGAUGAUCAAGAUACUGUUCAAGUGUCUUGCGUUACAUUCUCUUCACCAAGUAGAAGGAGAAUUUUUAUUGAUAGCUUAUCGUCGAACUAUUAGCUUAGUUAUGAAAAGAAAGAAAUGUUAAUAUGGAAAUACACUGGAUAAACAAAACAAAACAAAAAAUAGUAAUAAUUCUUGGUCACCGGUGUAUUUUCACGAAUCACAGCUAUAAAGCUGUGCUAGAAAGAUUGAAAUAUUUAACAAAAAAAGGCAAAGAGCACAACAGGCAAGUUAGAGCAAUUACUUAGUACCUAUGAUACUGCAAUUUUUUAAACGUGGGAAACAGUAACUAUUUUCUAUAAAGAACGUACAAGCAUUUAUGUUCAUCCUUCGGUGAGAAAGGUGGUGGAGGGUAAGGAGGAUAUCGUUUGAAAACACUUUCGAUAUUUCCGUGUAACAAUUCCUCGGUAGAAAGUAUCUCUCUGUCAUUACAUUUAACAGAACGAUUUUCCUAAUUCCCAUGUUCCUAGUUUAAUCAGUUUUUGCUCUUUGCAUCGAUCAGAGAAAAAAAGAAAGUAUUACGAGACAUGCAUCAGUCGUGUGUGGCGCACAAUACAACAAAGAUUUAUUUAAUUGUUCAUAUAUAUAAUAUAUAUAUAUAUAGAUGUAUACGCGCAUCAUUAUAUCUGUCUGUGCGUAUAUUAUCUAUAUUUGUUAUCGCUUACCAUCGUUUGUUACGAUUCGAAAUAGAAUGCUUGCUGUGUAGCGCACAUCGUCGUAUUUUUUCAAUCGCGAAACUAUAUAUUAUACUUAUUUUCUUUCUUUUUUUCAUUUUCAAUAGAAAAAAAAAUGCCAAUCAUAUCAUCGAUAACACGCUCUACUUAUCGUUUUUGUCAACAUUCGCAAUUACGUCAUUUGCAUGAACGGACUGGUUUAUUUUCCAAAUUUUUGUCCCAUUAUCGCGGAAAGCAAAAAAGUAAAAAAGAAACGCUAAUUAAUUGAACCAGCUAUCUUCUCAUUGUAGACUCGAAUGCGCAACCAUAUGUUUUCACGCGAUUAUAUUGUACAAUUAUAAUAGACACCUGGUGUUGCGAUCGAUCGCAGGUGCUAAACGAAACAAACAAAUAAGAACCACGUUUUUUCUAAUUCCGUCGUAUUUUUAUCUAUCAAGAUCUUUAUACUCGCUGUAUACUAAUUAAAAGGAGGGAAAAAAAGCACAUUAUACGACAGUGUAAAAGAGAUGGGUGAGCAUUCUGGUCUUCAACCUGUUCAUGUGUGUCUUAUUGGUGAAUCCUGUUAACGAAUAUCGACCAAAAAGAAACCUAUGAACCUAUUUUUGUUACGCGUCUAUGGUACACGUUAUACAUGUAUAAUAUACGUCUGGCAUCGUGAUAAAAAGCAGUUUCAAACUAAUUUAAACGUUGUGCGAACAAGUGCGUGUUGCUAGUCACUUUUUUAACGACCGUCGCGUUUUCUUCUCGCGAUACGGUCGUACGUGUAAUUUUUAUUAUUAACUACGAAAGAAAGAAAGAAAGAAAAGAAAAAAAUAUAUAUGCUAUGUAUUCAUCGUGCGACUGAAACUCACUUAUAUAAGUGGUCAACUUUCCAAAUAAUAUCACAAUCACAGGAGGGAAGGAGGAGGAGACUAGCGUAUCGAAAGCAAAGAGAGCAAGUCAAAUAGCAAUAGGGAUUAAAAAACGGCGAACGUGUUCCGCGUCGUCGAGCCAUUGUUUUUGAACGAUUAUUUGUUCCAGUUCCUUUUCUUUUCUCAACGAAUGUAUUAUUUAAGAUUAUCGUUGCAAUCUCGUUGAGUAAUAUUCUAUCGAACGUACGUGCCAUUCUGUUAAAUUUCUCUCGAGUUUAACGAACCCUUUAGCCGUGUUUCUUAGUCUUCCACCGUGUCUCCAGGCUGUGAUAUUAUUUUCGGCGGUGUAUCUCAUUCCUUUCAUCUUAAGUCUAUAUUUGCGCUGAAAAGACGUCUCCUCUCGUCGCGGCAGCUUCCAAACGAACAGAAACAGCAGAUUAGAAGGAAGAGAGAAAUAAAAAGAGAACUUAGAAAAAUUAUAUCGUCGUAUUCAGGAAUUAUCUCGACCAAACUUCAACCCUCGGACGGUGGUGAAUGAAAGUUUAAUUUAACAUAAUUCUAAAUUUUAAAUCGCUUUUGUUUAAAAAUCUCCUCUAAUUCUAUUCGGGGGUACCCUUGCCGAUGGGUCCCGAGGUCUGGGUCACAAUUGAUCCGGCUACGCCACUCGAGGGUCGAUCGUUGAUUGCAUCGUUAAUGAAAGGUGAUUAGAAGUUCCGAUCGCGUUAACGUGUCGAGUAGAUAGGAAAAAAUAAUCGGGCAAUUAUCAAGAAAAACAUACAUGUAUAUUGCACACUGAAUUGAAAAGUGUACAGGGUAUUUUGUAACACAUGGGACAAAAAAAAAUUGAAAAAAAAAAAGGAAAUAAAAUAUGAUUUGUUGUACACCAUUGAAAUGGGUCGCAGCUGGUACAAAACACCCUGUACAUUUAAACAAAAGUACUUAUCUGUGCGGAGGCGACAGAUUCAAUGAAUUAAAUGUAUAAACGCUUAAUUAGAGUCGGCCCGAUUCAACUUUACUAUGUGUGUAUCUAAUAGUGUGGUGGUCUGUCUCUCUCCUAUGUGUCGCUCUUGUGUGCGUGUAUGUGUGUUUGCGACGACCGAGCCAGUAAUUUAUUAUACUUGAUUUGCAUGAACCGUCGUCCUGUUUCGUGUCGUUGUCAUUGAAGGUAAUCGAGCGGUAGAUGUAACAACUGAUCCAAAAGCGCGUUGCGAAUGAAUGUUACAUAAUUUGUAAUAGGUACACUUCAAGUUGUGUGCCAUCGGUUCCUUUAUUCGUGUUGUGCUCGUUUGAAGCGUGCCAGGUUGCUUCAAAUCGACGCGAUUCCAUAUCUAUCGUCACCAGUCUAGUCGAAAUCGCAUCACGAGUAGAACACCAUUCCCCUCGCGUACAAUUUCCAGGUGUAUUACUAUCGAACAUCCGUUCCAGAUAAACCCAUUCUUGCACGUAUCUAAGUGUAACAGUCUCUUGGCGUUGGACCAAGUAUCUUUAGAAGAAAAAAAAGAGAGAGAGAAAAAAAAUGAAAAAAGGAAGCUCGCGACUAUUUUCCUAACGCUUUUCUCUCCCCUUCUCAUACGAGUCUUCUCGUGUUAUCUCUAGUUCUGUGGGGGAAAAAGAAAAAUUUUUUGAAAGAUCAUUCGCCUUACUACACGCGAUGAUUCCACGCGUAUCAAACGUGCUCACGAUCGCCUGUGCGUAUGUGUAUGUGUGUGUAUAAAAUAAUAAGUUAAAGAUGUAAAUUUCACCGUCUCGUUGUCGCCACCCACGCGAUCCCAUUGUCCGUGCAAGAACUUCCUAUCAAAUAUAAUAGCCUUAACGUUUGCAUCAGUCAAAAAUCUUCAAACUCUUGACCGGUGAAUACACUAAAAGCAAUACGAGUAAUUCGACUCGAUUGCGUACCGACAAUCGUCCUCUAUCAUCGUCAAGUAACUCUCUUGAUGAACACAAUUGUCUGUAUAGUUUCGUGCAACUUAGGCUUGCUUUAAAGAAAAGCGUAAAAGAAGGAAUUUGUUCAUAUUCUUUGUCUGCGAAGAAAGGAGGUUCCACGUAAGGCGCUCCUCGGGUUCUCCAAGGAUCGAGAAGCCUACGUUGCGCCUGGGUGCAUAACAACCGAAUGAAAUAUUUUAUUUUUAAUUGUAGAAAUUAUUAAGGUGCUUUCGUCGAAGUAUAUGUUGAUUUUUGUAUGCGUGAAAAUGAUGUCACUGCAAUUGCACUUGGUAUUUAUUGAGGAGAGAGAGAGAGAGAGAAAGAAAAUGUCUACUAGUAAAAAGAUUACGAUAUUCGAUGAUACGCUAAAUAAAUUGAUCGUACUAUUUGCUGUUUUAAGUUAGCAUAAUUUUAGUGGUAGUUACUUUUCGUGAUCCACAUGCACACACAUACACACUUCUGCCCUCCUUGUUGUAUUUUUUGAUGCUCAAACCGUGAUUGUUUUGCAUAUUCGAGGCGAGCCAAUUGUAUAUCGCUUCCGAUGCGCGGUCCACGAGAGAUGUGUACGUUUUAAGCUGGAUUUAGAUUUUAUACACGUAUACGCUUGCGUAAGAUCAUCUCCGGUUAUGCGAGAGAGAGAAGAGAGAGAGAGAGAGAGAGAGAGAGAGAGAAAAGAAGAUUUAAAAAAACGAAAAAGAAAGCGUUGUAAACUAUAAAAAAAAAAAAACAAACAAACAAAGGAAUAGUAAUUAUUAUUAACGUACUUAACGGUUUUUCGUUUCACGAUGUGUUAUAGCGUAACAGACGUGCACAUACGUAUUAUAUACAUAUAGAUAUAUUAUAUACACAGAAUUAUAUAUAUUAGAUAUGUCAAUCUACAUAUAUAUAUAUAUAAUAUAUAUGCCGAGACUCGUUUCCAGCUGGUCUGAUCGGGUAUUACUUUAACGAUUAUAAUUGCGUUAACCUGGCAGCGAUGCGAUUGCGAGUAAAACACUUGAAAGAGGUGCGUGCAAUCACAUAGGAUAAUUAUAAUAGCGUAUUGUAUCUCUAUCGUCGUGCUUCGACGACAGCCCUAGUGAAUUGGAAGGGUAAAGAGUAGUAGUCCAUCGACGAUCAAAGUGAAUAAGGAGAUAACUGGUUGAUACUUCUGAUUAUUCGAUUCAUAGAUAUAAUAAUUGUAUAUGUGCGAUCGAGAAACUCGAGUAAAUAAGCAUCGUUUGUAAACAUAAAUGAUAUCCACCGUGAAAAAUUGGCGUUAUAAUGAAAAUCUCGUUAAUUCGUUGCAACGUGUAAAUCCCAAUCAUCAGAUAUCGAUAUCUAAGGGAAUAUAAGAAUAAUCGGAUACUCUGCUAAUUCCUUCGUAUGUAUUGUUAUUUAUCUGAAGGGAUUCGGUUUAAUUUAAGGGAAAUAUGUAUACAAGACGCAUUAGCACACUAGAUUGGAUUCAAUGUCCUACCAAAGGUGCAUGAGAUCUAAUGUUUGCGUUAAAUCAAUUGUUGUUACUUCAAAUUAUUGUUCUACGGAAACACCCCAAUGUGAAUUGUACCCGAAAAAUUAACGUUUCGGAUACAUGCAAGUGGAGAACCGUGGUGCGCUUUACCCAUACUCGAUUAGACGAUGAUACGUAGCUACAUGCUUCUUCUACAGCAUCACUGCCGGAUUUAGUAGCGGUGUUUCUCUUUUUCUUUUUUUUUUUUUUUUUUGAAUCGAACGAACGUACCUAAUUUGACGUUGUAAAUUUGAGCACAAAAAUAUUGUUCAAACCUGUAUAUUUUUAGUUGACCAUAUAAAUUUGUUGACUAUGUUCACAAAACAGUCAUCGCUUGCUCUCGUAUACUUACUCAUCGCUCGUAAUGGUACGGGUGCUUCGGUAAAUGGAACUCUUUACCGCUACCAUUCUGACGAUCGUUUACUUGUCUGUUUAUUUGUUCAAGAUGAGUUUGUAUUCGAGAAGCGAGAAAUAUUAGACGUACGGUGUACUAUGAAUAGAUAGUAUAAUGAAAAUUAAUAUAUAAUAAAUGAAUGGACCUGUA
Osmia bicornis bicornis is the source of this 7739-nucleotide messenger RNA. RefSeq names its product cAMP-dependent protein kinase type II regulatory subunit (gene Pka-R2). NCBI's taxonomy places the organism in Eukaryota, Metazoa, Arthropoda, Insecta, Hymenoptera, Megachilidae. The transcript is spliced from 8 exons. The coding region runs from base 387 to 1538 and encodes 383 amino acids. Gene Ontology annotation, biological process: regulation of protein phosphorylation. Gene Ontology annotation, molecular function: cAMP-dependent protein kinase regulator activity. Gene Ontology annotation, cellular component: cAMP-dependent protein kinase complex. The record is from RefSeq and is a predicted model, not a curated record.